UUAAGGCCUGCAAGAUCUAAUCCCUUUCUCUCUCCUGCCCUGAGAAGGCCAAGGAGGCAGAGUGGGCAGCUUUGCAAGAAAGGGCAGAUUCUGGGAAGGGAGGGGGGUCCCUAUUGGGGAGCCAGAAGCUGCAGGCAGUGGAGUCCAUGAAGGAUAAGAAGAGCGAAGAAGAAGAAGGUGAUCCCCACUUAAGUCCUUAAGAGAUGUUAAUGGUCCGAUGCUGAGAAUGACACACUGAGUCCUAGGAACCUUUCUCCGAGGCGCUCAAGCUCUAUGGUGUCUAUGGCUCUCCUACAGUUUAUCUUCACAGCAAUUCUGCCAGUGGUGUCAUGCAAAAGCAGCCAGAGCACCCCUUCCUAUGGAUGCUGAGCCCCUGGAAUGGAUUGGCGGCACUCUGGAGCCUGGUUUCUAUUGCGGUGGACAGCGCUCUCUUCCUUUGGCGGAUUAUCUGGGCUGCUCUGCUCCUUUACAAGCUUUUCUGGGAAGUCAUCUUCCAGCUGGUGCAGGAGGGCUGCUCCUCGUUGUCUUCGUGGCUGGAGGAGGCUGGAGAUGUCACCCAUGGGGACAAGACCCUCUCCUCACCGCUAGAGAGCCCCCGGCCCUGGGAUACAGGAGCUGAGCGGCACCUGGAAGCGCAGGUAAUGCGACUGCAGGCGUCCAGCAAUGCGGCUCUGGGGCGCCUCUCUGCCCUGGAGUCAGGAGUCCGGUACCUGAGCCAGGAGCUGCGAUCUGAGAGGCUCUUGUGGAGCAGUCGCUACCUGGAGCUCCUGCGGGAGCAGCAAGGCCUGGCUGUGCAGUUGCAAAGGCAGGAGCAAAGGCUGUGGCCCUUAGACCUGGAAGGACUGAGUGGAGUCCCUCAGGAGAUGCUAUCUCAGCGCUGGGACCCCCAUGAAGAAGAAGAGGAGGAGGACCCAGGCCAUCCCACUGUGCGACCUGGACCCAAGUGGGCUGCAAAAGACCGACUAACUCCAUGAGGUUGCAGAGAACAUGCCAUGGCUUGGGGAGAACGUUUUGAACCUGGCUCUCCUGCCUCAAAGGCUGGACUAAGACCAGUGGUCCGAUCCAAUGAAUAAAGAAAGAGCACUGCACCAAGGUGGACCUAGACUCAAAGCAGGAGGCUCUGCAAUGGUUGUGUCUUGGUUAAGCUUCCAUGCGCCAGUUGAGGUCCAGGCUGCAAUGAACAGGACAGGGCCCAGAGGGAGCCAAAGGCACACAGAGCAGCACGAAACUUUACCCGAAAGGCAGAGAGGAGCAAAGCUGCAAAUCUUGAGUCCUGACAGACUAGAGAGCUGAUUGGCCAAAACUAACAAAAUGAAUCUCAACAAGGACAAAUGUAAGAUACUACACGUAGGCAGAAAGAAUGAAAUGCAAAGACACAGAAUGGGCAAUGCCUAGCUUGACAACAGUCCAUGUGAAAAAGAUCUUGGAGUCUUCAUGGACAACAAGCUGAACAUGAGCCAACAGUGUGAUGCAGCAGCUGAAAAAGCCAAUGCGUAUUUGGGCUUCAUCAAAAGGAGUCUAGUGUCUGGGUCAAGAGAAAUCAUGGUGCCUCUCUAUUCUGCUCUGGUGAGAUUUCACCUGGAAUACUGUGUCCAAUUCUGGGCAAAUAUAUUCAAGAGGGAUAUUUACUCUUGACCUAUAAAACCCUAUAUGGUUCUGGCCCAGCAUACCUGUCCGAAUGUAUCUCCUUCUAUGUCCCACCUCGGAGUUUAAGAUCUUCUGGGGAGACCCUGCUCUCGGCCCCACCUCUGUCGCAAAUGCGCUUGGUGGGGACAAGGGGCAGGGCCUUCUCGGAGGUGGCUCCCCGCCUGUGGAAUUCACUCCCCGGUGAAAUUAGAUUAUCGGCGUCCCUCCUUUCCUUUAGAAAGAAGUUAAAAACAUGGAUGUGGGACCAGGCCGUCGGGUAAUCUUGCUGACAAUGACAGUUACAAUGAUGACAAUCGCUAUGGACUAUGGACAUGCUUGAUGGAGUCUCUAACUACAGAAUUCAGCUGAGAUAAGACCACCAGGCUGUUAUAGCAACAGAAACAGAUUUUGAUUAAUUAAUGUGAUUUAAUGUUUUAAAUGUAUGUAAUUAUUGGAAUUUAUUAUGUAUUUUAUUAUGUGUACAUUGGAGGCAUCGAAUUGUUGCUGGCUGGAAGCCCCCCUGAGUCCCCGUCCCCCACCCCUCAGUACAAAUAUCUGAAAUAAAUAAAUAAAUAUGUUGGGAAGUAUCCAGAGGAAGAGGGCGAUUAAAAUGAUCAAAGGCCUGGAGACCAUGAAUAAUUCCUCUGAGGAGGAGCGGCUUAAAGACCUGGGUCAGUUUAGUUGACCAUGGUAUCUUUCUGGGCCGUUUUGCUGGGAUGGGACUGGGAGGCACUGAUAUACAGUGGCUCCGGUCCUUCCUGGAGGGCUGCACCCAGAACGUAGUGAUGGGAGACUCCUGUUUGAACCCCUAGCAAUUGACCUGUAGGGUUCCUUGGGGUUCCAUUUUGUCCCCCAUGCUGUUUAACAUAUACAGUAGAGCCUUGCUUAUCCAACCUUUGCUCAUCCAACGCAGUCUGCCUCCUGCACGAAUCCACAGCUGUUUCAAUACAUUGUGAUGUUUUGGUGCUAAAUGAGUAAAUACAGUAAUUACUACAUAACGUUACCAUAUAUUGAACUGCUUUUUCUGUCGAUUUGUUGUAAAACAUGAUGUUUUGGUGCUGAAUUUGUAAAAUCAUAAUGUAAUUUGA
This is a messenger RNA of Anolis sagrei ordinatus, 2714 nucleotides long. RefSeq lists its product as uncharacterized. NCBI's taxonomy places the organism in Eukaryota, Metazoa, Chordata, Lepidosauria, Squamata, Anolidae. The record is from RefSeq and is a predicted model, not a curated record.